AUGUAUCAGUGCGAGCCAGGAGCUUCAGAACGCUUCCUCCUGGGCGACUCUGGCGUCGGGGAUGAGAAGCGAAUUCUGAUCUUCGGUCGAGAGUCGGCUGCUGAGUGGGUGGGUUACGUACAGCGAAUUUACGUCGAUGGGACUUUCAGUCUAGCUCCGGGACAAUUCGAGCAAUUAUUCGUGAUCCUCGCCGAUGGUGGAGGGUACGCGAUUCCCUUGUGCUACGGGCUGCUUCCAGACAAGUCGGAAGAGUCCUAUCGUCGAAUGCUCGACCUCAUCAUGGAAGCCUUCCCGGCUCUCAAUCCCUCGUCAAUCGCCAUGGACUUCGAAAUGGGUCUCAUAAACGCUUUCAGCGCGGUUUUCCCGACCGCUGAAGUCCAUGGUUGUCUCUUUCACUUGGUGAAGAAUAUGAAGAAAAAAGUUGCAUCGUUCAAUCUCCUCAGACAUUACAAUACGGAUUCGAACUUUUCUCUCUGGGCCCGGAUGAUCCCGGCGAUGGCUUUCGUGAGAAGAGAUAUGUUGGACAGAACGAUGAUGGCGCUCUUGGAGAUCUUGCCAGAGGAACUGAGACCCAUAUUCACCUACUUCGAAGUGACGUAUGUCGGUCGAAUACUGGGCGUUCGUCUGGAUGGGACGCUCAUCAGGGGUACUCCGCUGUUCCCGCAGGAAAUGUGGUCCAAUUCCGAAAGGACUCUCAGAGGUGAGAGUCGAAUGAACAACUUCGCGGAAGCAGCGCAUCGAAAACUUCAGGGCGCAUUCGGCGUCUGUCAUCCGUCGAUUCAGAAGUUCAUCGAUGGCCUCCGCCAAGUGCAGCACAAGGCAGACGCUGAGCUCGAGCAGUACAAUGCCGGUACUCUGCCGAAACCCAAAAGGCGCAGAUACCUAGACACGGAUGCCAGGUUGCUCGAGCUGGUUCGAACCAUUGAGGCUCGUGAGCCAGUAGCUUUCUUGCGAGGGGUGGCGCACAAUUUUCUCACGGAAAACUAG
This is a messenger RNA of Galendromus occidentalis (western predatory mite), 987 nucleotides long. RefSeq lists its product as uncharacterized. The transcript has a single exon. Lineage: Eukaryota; Metazoa; Arthropoda; Arachnida; Mesostigmata; Phytoseiidae. The record is from RefSeq and is a predicted model, not a curated record. The coding region runs from base 1 to 987 and encodes 328 amino acids.